Molecule: messenger RNA, 762 nt
Organism: Aspergillus homomorphus CBS 101889
Lineage: Eukaryota; Fungi; Ascomycota; Eurotiomycetes; Eurotiales; Aspergillaceae
Product: acetolactate decarboxylase
Exons: 1
Coding region: 1-762 (253 amino acids)
Biological process (GO): acetoin biosynthetic process
Molecular function (GO): acetolactate decarboxylase activity
Source: RefSeq, a predicted model, not a curated record
AUGCCGAACACCAACACCAACACCAACACGCUGUACCAAUACAGCCUCAUCAGCGCCCUCCUGCAGGGCAUCUGCACCGACGGGCUCUCAGCCUCCUCGUUAACUCACCACGGCACACACGGCAUCGGCACCCUAGCAGAGCUAGACGGCGAGAUGAUCAUGCUCGACGACGAAGCGUACCACUUCCGCACGACCUCCUCCUCCUCCCUCUCAGACAUACAAGUGCGCCGCCUGGACACCACCGAUCGAAUCCCCUUCGCAAUGCUCACCAACUUCCAGCCCACGCAUCACUAUAACAUCACAACCCCCUUAACCAUCAAUGCCUUACGCACGCAGACCCUGGCCCCGCUCCUCACCACAAAGAAGAACCACUUCCUCUCCGUGCGCAUCGACGCCCACUUCUCCGCCCUCACCCUCCGCAUCAUUCCCCGCCGCACCGCUCCCCACGAGACCCUAGCUGACCUCGCCGACCGCCAGGUCGUUACCUCGCUGGAGGCAACAACCGGCUCGCUGUUCGGGUUCUGGUCGCCAAGGUAUGUAGCGGGUAUAGGCGUGGCGGGGUUCCAUCUGCAUUAUGUGGCCGAGGAUCGGAGGACGGGUGGCCAUGUGCUGGAUUUCACGGCCGAGGUGGGCGGGACGGUGGAUGUUGCGAUCAUUGACAGGGUCGAGGUCGAGUUGCCCGAUACGAAGGAGUUCGGGGAGGUGGCGGUUGAGGUGCCGGUUGGGGAUGCUGUGCAGAGGGCCGAGGGGGGUGGCGAGUAG